Molecule: messenger RNA, 5187 nt
Organism: Cynoglossus semilaevis (tongue sole)
Lineage: Eukaryota; Metazoa; Chordata; Actinopteri; Pleuronectiformes; Cynoglossidae
Gene: cdk13
Product: cyclin dependent kinase 13
Exons: 14
Coding region: 894-5153 (1419 amino acids)
Biological process (GO): protein phosphorylation; positive regulation of transcription elongation by RNA polymerase II
Cellular component (GO): nucleus; cyclin/CDK positive transcription elongation factor complex
Molecular function (GO): ATP binding; cyclin binding; RNA polymerase II CTD heptapeptide repeat kinase activity
Source: RefSeq, a predicted model, not a curated record
UGACAUCGACGCACGAGGCCUGUAGUUUGAAACCUUGUAUGGGCCCCUGUGAUAAGCUGUACCGUUAGCCACUUUGGGAACAAAGUUAUCACAUUUUGAAUUACAUAUUAACACCCGGUUAUUGAUCCAUAACUGGAAAAGACGUGCGCCUUUUUCGGACACUGGAGUUGCCAUUAAGGAGUAACGAGGCCGACAAGAUACCGUAGAAGCGGGCGUGUUUUGAAUGGCAUUGUUUUAAAUGCUCAGAGCCUCUAGUUGCUUUGAACUCCGGCGCAAGGAGAAAAGAAAGCUAAGCGCUAACAGUUAGCGGCGGUUGUCCAACAGCCAACUCGCGUGCCAUUUACUUCCUUGUUGUGUAAUGGAAGGCGAGAAGAAGUUUACAAGAAGUGGGGAUUUUUUUGCCGCUUGGAUGUAAAUACAAUAUAAUGAAUGGAAUUAGUUGUAUUCAUGGACGGCAGAGUUUCAACAGUACCCGGACUUUAGAAUCUGACAGCGGCCUAUGCUUGGACCACCAAAUGGAAUGUGUAGCAGCUAAUAAGAACUAGCUAGUUAAACCAACUAGCAUCUGGCUAGCCAAUCUGAGAGAUGUUCGUCCUGGAUUGCCAACGGUUAAUUAUGGAAGUGCUCGAACAGUAAGGACAAAGUUGCAGAUCAUAUGUGACAAUAUCUUUGGGCACCAAGUGUCUUUGAUUGGCGUGAGAUUAAACUCACUUUACCUGGAACCUUCUCAGUGUUAGCUUUGUGUUGCUAAUUGGAUAGUAUUAGCCACCUAGCUUAUAACGUACCUAGUCCAAUGUUUUGUUCCGCGACAAAACGAGGAACAAUAAUUUCGUAAAAAAGUAAACAGUUGUGUGGAUUUGUCUGAACUUGGGAGCCUCAACUGUAAAGGAUAUAUGCCUAAUUCGGACGUACUUCGCGAUUCCCGGGGACGUAGCCCCUCUGCGCAGCGAAAUGCUAACAAACAGGAGCGGCGAAGCAAACCCGGCAGCGGGACUGCUCAGCGGGACAGACACCGCGACAAGAGGCGCUCGUCUGCUUCUCGGAGAAAGAAACGCAGGCAGGCCAAAGAUAGGGGCUUAUGGUACGCUGGCGCACACGGGGACACGGAGAACAUCAGAAAAAGCACUUUUGACAGAGAAAUGGAGCAAGGAACAUUAGUGGAGUAUGACGACGUAAGUUCGCAGUCAGAGAAGUUCUCUGGAAGCCCCUCUCCAAAACUUGACCCCCGGCUAUCAAUGGACCGACUCAGUGAUGUAGACUUCGGUGAAUACAACGGACCAGUUUCCCCAAACAGAAGUCACCUGAGAGACAGAGAGGUGGCGUGUCUCAACAGGGGCGAACAUACAAGAGGACCAUCUGAAAGAAGCAAGCGAGACCGGGAGACGGGCAAGAAAAAGGACAGUCACAGCCGGGAUAGAGACUCUUCUAAAGUACGCAGUGGAGGUGGUGGCUCUAAGAAUCACAAAGAGUCGACAAGGAGUAGUGAUAGAAAUGGUAAAAGGACGUCAUCCUCUCAGUCUGGGACAGACAAAAGGGAUUCCAAGAGACACAGGAGUAAUACAAGAACUGAUAAGGAAACCCCGUCUGCCUACAGAAACGCUCCGCAAUCUUACAGAGAUGACCGCGAAGACCUCAGGGGAUACAGGAGGAGUCCUGGUUUAAAAGGAGACAGUCCCUAUGGGACCUCGUACCCGUAUAGCUACCAGUCUCCUGGUGGUUAUAACCAGCAAAUAUCCAGAAGAAGUCCCAUUUCUUAUGGAAGCAAGAGACACUCACCUAGUUCAACAUAUUACAGCCGAGAUGUAGAUGUUUAUGGAUCAUAUGGAAUGCCAAAGUCACCUAGUUCCUAUUCUAGCAACAAAAGGAAGCGGUCACCUGGAAGCCCGGGAUGGCGUCGUUCUCCGAGUUAUAACAGGCACAGUCCGUUGGAACAAGGAGAAUUUGCCUCAAGUCCUUAUGGGAACCGAAGGAGAUCACAAAGUCCAUACAGAAAGUCACCAAGUCCUGAUAUCAGGCGAUCAGCUCGGUCACGCAGCAAAAGUCCAUAUUUGUCUACAAGGCAUUCGCGGUCUCGUAGCCGCCACCGCCACUCACGCUCCCGCAGUCGCCCCUCCAGCCUCUCACCAAGCACUCUGACGUUCAAAACCAGUCUCGCCGCUGAACUCAGUAAGCAGAAGAAGGUCAAAGCGGCCGAAGCAGCUGCCAAGGCCAAGAACUCCAGCAACACAUCAACUCCAACCAAGGGUUCCUCGUCUGUUCCUCAACCUAGUCCAAAGUCUAACAACACGUCCAGAAAGGGCCGUCCACCCUCCCCACCUCCACCUCAGCCGGAGAAAGGGCCCAGAACUCCACCAUCCAGCCAGCCACUGUCACCACCUGACAGGUCCUCCAAGAAAACCAGUGAACUCCAGACCAGCAAGGACAGAGAAGGAAAAGGGAAGGGUGAUCCUGUGCUUCGGGACAAAAGAAAAGUACCAGCAACCACACAGGGCAAAGACAAGGACAGAGCCACUGGUCCAAUUACCCCAGCUCUCCCAUCCUUACCUUUGCCACAAUCAGUACUUGACAACAUUGAUAAAGGAGAAGGUAUUAAGGACAACUCACUCUCAGGGAAGAAAAAGCCAGAAAAGAAGGCUCGCCAGCUUCUGUCCGACCUGCCGCUUCCACCCGAACUUCCUAGCUGCACUUCCUCACCACAGAGCCCUUCGGAGGACAAGAAGUCUCAAACAAGCCGCAAAAGACCCAAAAUCUGUGGCCCAAGAUAUGGUGAGAUUAAGGAAACUGAGAUAGACUGGGGGAAACGCUGUGUGGAUAAGUUUGAGAUUAUUGGGAUCACAGGAGAAGGCACCUAUGGACAGGUGUACAAAGCUAAAGACAAAGACACUGGUGAAAUGGUGGCUUUAAAGAAAGUCCGAUUGGACAAUGAAAAAGAGGGCUUCCCGAUUACUGCCAUCAGAGAGAUUAAAAUAUUGCGACAGCUGAACCACAAGAGCAUCAUCAACAUGAAGGAGAUCGUCACAGAUAAGGAGGAUGCUCUCGACUUCAAAAACGAUAAAGGGGCUUUCUAUCUUGUAUUUGAAUACAUGGACCACGACCUCAUGGGUUUGCUGGAGUCCGGUCUGGUUCACUUCAACGAGAGCCACAUCAAGUCUUUCAUGAGACAGCUGCUUGAAGGUCUGGAUUACUGCCACAAGAAGAACUUUCUGCACAGAGACAUCAAGUGCUCAAACAUUCUGCUCAAUAACAAAGGUAAAAUAAAACUUGCAGACUUUGGUCUGGCUCGACUGUACAACUCUGAAGAAAGUCGGCCAUACACCAAUAAGGUCAUCACACUAUGGUACCGUCCACCAGAGCUGCUCCUGGGAGAAGAGAGGUACACGCCUGCUAUAGAUGUGUGGAGCUGUGGAUGCAUUCUGGGAGAGUUGUUCACAAAGAAACCCAUUUUUCAAGCUAAUCAGGAGUUGGCCCAGUUGGAGCUCAUCAGCCGUAUAUGUGGCAGCCCAUGUCCUGCUGUCUGGCCAGAUGUCAUCAAACUUCCCUUCUUCAACACCAUGAAACCAAAGAAACAGUACAGGAGACGGUUAAGAGAGGAGUUUGCUUUCGUACCUCCCACAGCCCUGGAUCUGUUUGACCACAUGCUGAACCUGGAUCCCAGCAAACGCUGCACAGCAGAGCAAGCGCUCGGUAGCGAGUUUCUGAAGGAUGUGGACCCAGACAAGAUGCCCCCACCUGACCUUCCACUGUGGCAGGACUGUCACGAGCUGUGGAGUAAGAAACGUCGCAGACAGAAGCAGAUGCCGGAGGAGCUGGUGGCCCCCAAGGCCCCGCGUAAGGAGCUGGGCCUGGACGACAGCCGCAGUAACACACCCCAGGGAUUCCCUGCUGCCGGUGGCAAACCUCAAAACGCAGCAGCUUCUGCUCUGCUCGAUCCAAAGGGUCCAAACUCCCAGCUGACACAGGAGCAGCUGGCGGUCCUCCUGAAUUUCCUGGGUCAACCCAAGAGCGCUGGCAACAUGGCACAGUUUGUCCAGUCGGUGAGCACAAAGGUCAACCAGGAGACGUUGCAGCAGCUCUCCAAAGCCCUGGCUCCCACCGACCCCGCUGAGCCUCCCCCUCAACCUCUACCUGCCAAACCUCCUCAGCCUCCUGCUCCCACGGGAGUGCCCCGCACACCACCAAUGCCCAAGCCCCCGUCACCGCCCGUGUCCGCACCAUCAGGUUUACCAGACGGGGAGGCUGCAGCUGCCACCCAGACCGCCAUGACCAUGCUGCUCGCUCAGCUCCUCCAGGCUCAGCAGCCCCAGAGGCAGGAGGCGGCCGACGGAGGAGAAGGGACGGAAAGCACAAACUCCACUGCCACAGCGCCACCAGGAGGCCCACCACUACCCCCAGAGGUCAAGCAGCCUCCAGAGCCCAGCCCAGUCUCUCCAGUUUCAGAGGUAGGUGCCAUUCCAAUCCUGCCACCUGACCAGAGACCACCCGAGCCCCCAGAGCCACCUCCACACUCUGACCUGGACUACCGUCAGCCUCCACCCGAGCCCAAGAUCGCCCACGCUCCUCCAGUUGCAUCAGCAGUUGGGGUCGAUGGCGGGAGGCCUCCGGAACAGGACUACCCACCUCUCCCCCCUCCUGCAGAGGGACCUGGAUACGCCGGCGAUUACAGCCAUCAACCGCCCCCGCCGCCACCACCCUUCACACCAGCAAGGUUCGGGGACAGCUACAUGGGUCACAUGUUAGGCGGGGGACUACCUCCUCACACUCUGAGAGACGUGUUUAGUGGACCUGGCCAGGUCACUGGGUCCUCAUCCAGUACUGGGGUUCUGGCCCCAGCUCAUCCAGACCCAUUCCCUCCAGGUCCUGGGGCCACAGGGCAAAGCAGCAUGGUGUUCUCUGGGGACAAGGACCAUCGUUUUGAGUACAAUCAGAGCCCCUUACCCGUGGAGCCACAGCCCAAUCCCAGCGCCCUCCACCUGUACAACCACACCAUGGCUCGAAAGGACGGCGUUCCUCCUCCACAUCUCCCUCCCCCCAUCCCAGCACAAGGACAACCCUGGGGCUCCCCCUCACAAGUCGGGGCUCCGCCACUACCCCUUGGCUUUGUCCCACACAUGAACUCGACGGCGACUAUCCGAGGACGAGGACUGCCUUUCUGAACAACUGGAAGUCUGGAAGGCAGAUUUAGAUAGA